This is a messenger RNA of Malassezia globosa CBS 7966, 594 nucleotides long. RefSeq lists its product as uncharacterized. Lineage: Eukaryota; Fungi; Basidiomycota; Malasseziomycetes; Malasseziales; Malasseziaceae. The transcript is spliced from 3 exons. Bases 1 to 594 code for a protein of 197 amino acids. Gene Ontology annotation, molecular function: hydrolase activity. The record is from RefSeq and is a predicted model, not a curated record.
AUGUCGUCAGCGUCGUGGCGCACUGCGCCACGACCGUCGUCUGCUGGACUCCAUUCGUUCAACCAUACGAAACUCGUGCUCAAGUACAAGCCUGCGCCGUGUGGUAUAGACUCGAAUCUACUUCUUCUUCUGCAUGGACUAGGCGAUACAGCAGAUCCAUUCUUCUCUCUUGGUCAGCGUCUACAACAGACACUCCCACAAACAGCUGUGCUUAGUGUUCAAGCUCCACUUCGCGUGCCACUGCUAGAGGAAGAGGCAUGGAUGUGGUACGAUAGUUUUGAUGCUUUAGGUGAAGUGCGCUUGAAUCCGGAUCCACGACGUGCGAUGAAAGAUAUCACCCACCUCUUGACAUAUCUGACUGCACCAGUUUCACAGGGUGGAUGUGGCUGGGCAUAUGAGCACAUGCACGCGCUGGGCUUUGCUCAAGGUGGCUCAGUGUUACUUGAGACGCUCAUUGCCACACGCGCAAAUGCAUUCGGCAGUGCCGUAAGUCGCCGCGUGUUUGCUUCGUCACACGCGAUGCCCGACCAUUUGCGAUGUCGAGUGCGUCUCGCUCCCACGUCACGGCCGUGCAGCGAGCGUUCUGCCAUGUGA